Molecule: messenger RNA, 288 nt
Organism: Necator americanus (New World hookworm)
Lineage: Eukaryota; Metazoa; Nematoda; Chromadorea; Rhabditida; Ancylostomatidae
Exons: 1
Coding region: 1-288 (95 amino acids)
Biological process (GO): double-strand break repair via nonhomologous end joining; replication fork processing; DNA double-strand break processing
Cellular component (GO): nucleus; site of double-strand break; condensed chromosome
Molecular function (GO): single-stranded DNA binding; double-stranded DNA binding; histone H3K4 methyltransferase activity
Source: RefSeq, a predicted model, not a curated record
AUGCGAAAUAUCAUCAAGGCGUGGGGUGAUGGGACAGCUUCUGGUCGUGCUACGCGUAGAUUGUUUGGAAAAUUUCGCAACAGCGAUUUCGGUCUCGAAAAUGAGGAAGGUCCAGGUCCCUGUGGACCCUCAGAAGUUGACAACGACCAAUUGAGGGCGAUGAUUGAUAUGAGAAAAGCAACGCAAGAUGUUCCUGAAGAGCUGAACGUAGACCGCUCAACAGUUUUUCGCCAUCUCAAGCAAAUUGGAAAGGUGAAGAAGCUCGACAAGUGGAUUCCGCACGACUAA